Molecule: messenger RNA, 1089 nt
Organism: Helobdella robusta
Lineage: Eukaryota; Metazoa; Annelida; Clitellata; Rhynchobdellida; Glossiphoniidae
Exons: 7
Coding region: 75-818 (247 amino acids)
Biological process (GO): ubiquitin-dependent protein catabolic process
Cellular component (GO): nucleus; cytosol; proteasome core complex
Source: RefSeq, a predicted model, not a curated record
UCUGACAAGCGAAAUUUUUGAAACUGUUUUAUUUUUAACUACUUGGACUGUUGUUAGUUGCCUAAAUUAAAAAAAUGUCUCGGGGCAAUAGUGCCGGAUUCGAUCGUCAUAUAACAAUUUUUUCUCCCGAAGGAAGAUUGUAUCAAGUUGAGUAUGCAUUUAAGGCAAUCAACCAGGCAGGCAUGACAUCUGUGGCCAUCAGAGGUGUCGACAGUGCUGUGGUUGUUUCUCAGAAGAAGAUACCUGAUAAGCUCUUGGACCCCUCAACAGUUACACAUUUGUUCACUCUGACUGAAACAAUUGGUUGUGUCAUGACAGGCAUGCUAGCUGACAGCAAGUACCAAGUACAGCGUGCUCGUUACGAAGCAGCUAAUUGGAAGUACAAGUAUGGUUAUGACAUUCCAGUUGACAUGCUCUGUAAAAGGAUUGCUGACAUUUCACAAGUCUACACACAAAGUGCUGAAAUGAGACCUCUUGGAUGUACCAUGAUGUUGAUCGGGAUUGAUGAGCACAACAAGUCCCAGGUUUUCAAAGCCGAUCCAGCCGGUUACUACUGUGGACACAAAGCCUCCGCUGCUGGGGUCAAGCAUUUAGAAGCAUCAAAUUUUUUGGAGAAGAAAAUCAAGAAGAAAGUUGAUUAUACUCUCAAUGAAGCUAUUGAUGUUGCUAUAUCUUGCCUUCAACAUGUUUUGUCAGCGGAAUUCAAGGCCACUGAUAUUGAAAUUGGAAUUGUUACAACCACUAAUCCAAAGUUUCGGGUUUUGUCGGAAGCAGAAAUCGAGGCUCAUUUAUCUGCAAUUGCAGAAAGAGACAUUUGAAUCUUUGUUGUUUUUGUUUGUGACUUAUUUUUCUUAUUAAGAGUUUAUUAAUAAAGUUUAAUGCUUAGAAGUAGUAUUGUUUUUGCCAUGAACAGAUUGCCAAUAGAGGAUGCGAUGCACAUUUAUUGUGUAAGGAAUUUCACUUUGUAACUGAAAAAACGUAUUACGUGAAUGUUGGCGUGAAAGCUGUUGCGUCGUUGUUAUCUAGCAUAACCUAAUUUUAAGUAAUUCAGAAGACUAGUUUAUUUUACCGGUUUAUAGUAAUUCAGAA